This is a messenger RNA of Oryzias melastigma (Indian medaka), 1025 nucleotides long. It is a transcript of the gene gstz1, whose product is annotated as glutathione S-transferase zeta 1. The record is from RefSeq and is a predicted model, not a curated record. Gene Ontology annotation, cellular component: mitochondrion; cytoplasm. Gene Ontology annotation, biological process: L-phenylalanine catabolic process; glutathione metabolic process. The transcript is spliced from 8 exons. The coding region runs from base 1 to 894 and encodes 297 amino acids. NCBI's taxonomy places the organism in Eukaryota, Metazoa, Chordata, Actinopteri, Beloniformes, Adrianichthyidae. Gene Ontology annotation, molecular function: maleylacetoacetate isomerase activity; glutathione transferase activity.
AUGGAGUCUGAGUUCUGCUUAGUCAUAGGGCAAAGAGUAGGUAGGAGGGAAUUGGGGAGCUUGUCUUAUUGGCUGCUGGAAUUGGAAUUUGGGGGAGAAAUAACUGCUUUGGGGAGGUUUUUCUGUUUCAGCUUAGAAAAUCUUCAGCAUACAAAGUUAUGGAAUCCACAACCAAGCCCGUGCUUUACAGCUACUUCAGAAGUUCAUGCUCUUGGAGGGUUCGCAUUGGUAAGUCAUGCCAGAGGCAUUUUUUUCCCUACUCAUAUUAUUCUUAUUGAUGUAAACAAUCUUAUAACAAGUGUCUUGUGUGCAGCAUUUGCUCUCAAAGGCAUUGAAUUUAAGCUGGUUCCAGUCAAUUUGAUCAAAGAUGGAGGUCAGCAGCUCUCAGAGCAAUACAGAAAAUUAAACCCCAUGCAGCAAGUUCCUGCAGUGGAAAUUGAUGGCAUCACCCUCUGUCAGUCACUUGCAGUGAUUCAGUACAUUGAUGAGACUAGACCGGGACCCCGUCUUCUUCCUGCGGAUCCAAAAACACGUGCCAAAGUUCGGAUGAUAAGUGACCUUAUUGCUUCAGGCAUACAGCCUAUACAGAAUUUGUCCGUCCUCCAGAAAGUAGGAGAAGAGAAGGUUCCAUGGGCUCAGCACUUCAUUAAUCGUGGUUUUCAGGCUCUUGAGCCAAUUCUGAAGGAAACCUCAGGAAAAUACUGUGUAGGGGAUGAGAUUUCCAUGGCAGACAUCUGUCUGGUUCCACAAGUCUAUAACGCAGAAAGGUUCAAAGUGGACAUGGGGCAGUAUCCGACCAUCAGAAGGUUAAAUGAGACCUUACUGGAGCUUGAAGCUUUCAAAGUGAGCCACCCGUCUCAGCAGCCAGAUACACCUGCUAAUCUUCAAGCAUAAACAAAACUGAAAAAUCAAGCAUUUAAGAAGCAAACCUCAACAAUAAACAUGAUUUUGUAUAAAAAGUUUUUGUUAGAACAUUUAAUCAUUCAUAAAUACAUGUAAACAGAAUAAAAUACUUAUGUAAAACA